AUGGACGACCGGAAGUUGAAGCGGCUCGUGGCUUCCCGAAAUCGCUGCUCGAAUUCUCGGCCGACAGCUGGAGGUCGUGCAGCGAUUUGGUUAUCUGAAAACGAAGAAAAUGGCACCUUGUGUCCGCACUGGCAUCCGGCUCCCGCUGCUCCGCACACGGUACACGGGGCGCCGAGUAGAUUUCCGUUGGAGAAGACCGCCUGGAAAUGGGUGACGCGGUGGUGGGUCGUAUUUUGGGUG
Messenger RNA from Mesorhabditis spiculigera, 240 nucleotides. NCBI's taxonomy places the organism in Eukaryota, Metazoa, Nematoda, Chromadorea, Rhabditida, Rhabditidae. The record is from the annotation of a GenBank genome assembly.